This is a messenger RNA of Pezoporus occidentalis (night parrot), 5725 nucleotides long. It is a transcript of the gene TOPAZ1, whose product is annotated as testis and ovary specific TOPAZ 1. Gene Ontology annotation, molecular function: protein binding. The record is from RefSeq and is a predicted model, not a curated record. NCBI's taxonomy places the organism in Eukaryota, Metazoa, Chordata, Aves, Psittaciformes, Psittacidae. The transcript is spliced from 22 exons. The coding region runs from base 212 to 5632 and encodes 1806 amino acids. Gene Ontology annotation, biological process: spermatocyte division.
UGAUGGGCGAUCGCUCGUUGGUGGCUGUGGGCUUGCUUUCCUCAGGAGGCCUGAGGUUGUUUGCUGUCAGGCCGUGAACUCUGAGGCCUUAGCGAGGUUGUACUCCCCUCCUGGUUAGGCCUCUGCCUGCCUUAGGUGCCAGACUAGCUGGGGUGCUGCUGGUAAAGGUGCGCUGGUGAGUGGAUUUUGUUGCUGACUCUAGGCAAUUAGGAUGCCGCAGUUAAGGUCAGGGAAGGUGGUAACUGGCAGUGAUAUAAAGUUGGCUGAUGAGAUGGUCGCCAGCCCAAGCUCUCUGGGCGCUGGGGUAGAAUGUGAGGCAGGUAACAUGUUGGUAGUCAAGCAGAGUCAUCACCUGGUACCUGAGAGAAAACCUGAGCAGCGCUUACCUUGCUGUCUGCAACCUGCCAUGCUCUCCAGCAUUCUGUGUGAGCAGUUUGCUCCUCCUGCACCCAUGCAGAAGGAGCAAGGUGAGAGCAGCCAGAGACUCCCAGCUAAAAAAAACAAGCAGAUACAAUGCAGGAGGAUUUCCAGAAUCAACAAGGGUCUAGAGCUGCCAAUUUCAGACACUGCUAUAUGUGAAAAUUGGCAGGCAGCUACUGUGGCUGCAGUCACAUGCUGGGGAAAGACUAGAAGGAGAAGGACGGAACAAGGUCAGCAGCGAUUUUUCUCAGAAACUACUUUGCAAAGUAAAUUCUUGGCAGUGAUUGAAAGGAAAGAACAGAACUCAGAAGAACUAAACCACUCAGCAUUCCAGGAGAGCUCAGGGAUUUCAGGAGAAAAAGUGAAGGAAGAAUGGAAAGCAAUUGAGCAAGAUUCUGGUACACAGGCUGUGAAGAAGCUUAAGACAAAUCAAAACCCAUCAGAAGACUCUAAGGAAAAGGAACCUCACUACUGUAAAUCUCCUGCAGUUGCUGCUUUAGGUGGGACCCAAAGCAAGAACUUUCUAUGCCAUUCUGUAACAAAACAGUCCGGUGUGCAGUGUAAAAAAAGGAAACCCAGAACUGAUCAAGUCAAAUGCUUGCAAAGUUUUAGUGUGACUACACGUGAAGAAGUGAGAAGUGUAUCUGCAAAAUGUGAUGCUGAACAUUUCAGAAAAGCCCUAAACCAUUGCAAUGGCUUGUUCUGUGCAACAGAAAAGAAUCCAUUUGUGAGAUUAGAGGCCUGUAGUUACAUCAAUACAUUUGUGAAGUCUUCAGCUAAUGGAACUACCAGCAGUUACAAAUUGAAUGGAUUCAUCCAUAUAGCCCAGGAUAAAGGAAAGCGUGUUUUUCCUGAUGGUACUGUAGAACAGAGUGAUAUGAAUUGCAGCACUAGUAGAAUGCAAAACAGAGGAUCACUCAUAAAAGGUGGUUUAUUGUUCAAUAAAGAAAAAACUCAAAACAGAGAAGAGUGUUUUUCAUGCUGUCAGAGCAAAAACAAAAAGUCUUUAAGGGGAAAAAGGUUGAAUAUUGGUAGAAAGCCUAGGAAAAAGAAGAAAAUUGCUGAGAAAUCAGCAAUGCAGAAUAUAUUCAGAGACACGGCUAAUGGCAGUGAGUAUGAGUUACAAGCAGAAGCAGCACUUGCCAGGUCAGGUUCCUUUGAAGUCUUGGGACUAAAUCAUGAAGAAAUUACUCUGUCACCUUCAUGUGAUCAUGCAUCAAAUCUUCAUGUAGGGAGAAAUACUCAUGAAGCACAAAAUAUAUCAGUCUGGAGAAAGAACAGUACCAAAUCACUUGUGUUUGAAGAUGGCUUUAAGAAGAGAUCGGAGCUCUCAGUAACAGCAAAAGAAGAAAAUUCAAACAGUGUGGCACAUCAUUCUGCUGCCUCAGGUAGCCUGAAAGUGCUAGCUGAUGAGGUCCAUGGUGUUUCUAACAGUCACAAAAGCAAGACAGUUAAAAAAUUGAACAAAGUUAAUAAGAAAUUGCAUCAGAUUACCUGUCAAAGAACAGUACCUAUGACUGGUAAAAAUGUUUGGCCUUUUGAAUCUUGUGCCAGGACUUCUGAAUGGGUUCAUAAAAAUCUUGGGUCUUGCUCAGAAGGAGAAAGACUUGUAAGGGCCGCCUUCAAGGAAUCCUCUGAUCAAAGCAGUGUUGAAACUGUAGGAAGCAAUGCUGUGAUUGGGAAUUUGAGACAGUUGGAUUUCCCUAUGUCAUUGGAAGAAAUUAACAAAGAAUCUACAUGCAAAAUAAUAGAUUCCAAUACUGGAUGUCUGACUUCACUUGAAACACCAGGAUCGUCUCCCAUGAAUAUUGAUGAGACUUUGAGCAGUGAAAAUGUGGAAUCCCCCAUUCAUACAGAUAGAAGUGCUGUGACUUUUAGCCAUGAAGAUGUGCAAGAAGUUAAAGCAACCUUGAAUUUUACAACAAAGCAAAAAAAUAAAAAAAAAGGAACUGUGACAAAAAGAAACCUGUCUGUGACAGUCCGGAAAGGUACAUCUACACAUGACACACACAGAAAGAACUUGAGCUGUAGGACAUCAGUAGUGAAAGAGAUAUUUUCUGAUUUAAAGCUAAUGAAAGCAUUAAACACUGAAAAACUGACAAAAUUCAAAAUUCCUUUAUGCAGAAACAAGCCUGAAUCCAGGAAAUUGGAAUCUGUCCAUUCAUUUGGAAAAAAAACCUUUAGUCCACUAGAGCUUUUUGACAGCAGUAGUGUUUCAAGAAGGCAGAAGAUGGGUGAAGAGACUUUCUUGGUAAAUUCUGAGCAGCGGCCUCUUGCUACUUCAAGUGAUGCUACAUCUACAGCUUCAACAAAAGAAAAAGCAGAUGAGAUCAGCAGUAAGGACUUCCAGCAUGAUGGCCCUAAAAACCUUUCAACCUUGUCUACUCUCUCUGAACAUUCUUCUUUAUAUCCACAUCCUUUUCCUGAUGGACAGCCAAAGUCACCUGUGCCUGAUUUCCAUGGUACUGAAUGUGUACUAAAAUCAAGUUUUCCUGAUCAUUCGUGGAAUGCAGCUGACCACCCUGCUGCAUUAGAAAUAAAUGAUGGUAACAAAUCAAGUGGAACUCUUUCAGAACACCAAAGUCAAAAUACUCCAGAUAUUCUUGACGCUUACAAGGAAGAUAUUCUUGUCAUUGAUGUGAUUCAGGAUGACCCUGACCUUUUUGGAUACAAUAAUGAAGAGAAGCUUGAACUUGCAGACUGUGAAAAUUGUUCUGUGAAGGAGUCCUAUGAUAGCAUCUCCAUUAAAGAUGAAAAGCAGGAUCUUAAGCCUGAGUGUCCUGUUACCUCAGAAAAGAAAGAUUCAGUAGGUGAUAAUUUUAGAAGAAAAAGAAGAAAAUCUUCUCUGAGACACAUUACCAUACAGGAAUCUGGAAUGUCAGAUGAUACUGAAAUUUCCUGUGAUUGGGUGCUAAAAGCUAAAGACACUAAAACCCACAACUCAUCCAGAGGAAGCAGUCCUCUUGGGACUGUUACAGGUGUUACUGAAAGCUUUCUUGAAGAUGGGCAAUCAAGAGAAUUAGAUGAACUUCUGAAGAGUUUUGACGUGGAUGAAAAGUUCAGGUUUGCAGAUGGAGUGCCUGAUGUUAAAGAAGAAAAACAGGGUGAAGCUGGAAAAAGCAGUGACUGUAAAUACAGAGACCUUGUGAACUGUGGAUUGCUAUCAGGAUUGCCACUGCCUGCCCAGAAAAUAAAUGUCCUCAGUGAAACUACAGAGAUGGAAGCCCAGACAAAUGAUUACAGAUUUUCAGGAAAAAGUCUUUUACUGCCAUUGCAAAAUCCUGGAGAUUUUGAGACAUGGAAGGUGGAAAAAAAUGCAAUUGCUUCUCAUUCAGUCCAGCAGAUCCUCGAGAUGAUUGAAUUGCCCCGUAAAUAUUGCAGAUUUUAUUUCAUGACUUUGCGGGGCUGUGAAAGAGCAAAAUGUUGGUUUUGGCAUGUUCCUGAACACGGAGAUGAAAAGGUUUGCAUGACAAUACUUAGAACAUACAUUACUAUCAAAGAAUCGGGCCUUCUAAAACGUGCAGUCCAGAUAUUUGUGAAAUAUUACAGAGAAGUUACUCCUGGUGUGUAUUUUGCUUCUGAAGUGCUGAAUGAUCUUCUGGUUUCUCUACUCAAGAAAUGUUUGUUGCAUGAAGUAUUUCAGAUAUUGAAUGUAACUGUACAAAUCAGUACACCGCCGGCUGUAGAUGUUCUUCUGAAAGUUUUUGAGCACGUGGCUUCUUUGAAUAUGAGAGACGCUGUGCCUACGUUAAUCAGUACCUUUUGUAAGCUCAUUGGUGCUGGUAUGUUCCUUGAGUCUGCACAUUUUGACUGUAUUAUUAAGUUCCUUCACCAAUUGAAAGUUUCCAGUCAGGAACUAAAUACUGUUUUGAACAUAAAAUCCAGUUUCAGACAUGGAUCUCACCAUGCAACUUACCAUGCAUGUUGGAGAAGAUUUCAGGAGAGACAUUUUGAAAAGAACUGGGUUUUUGACUUCAGCUUGGCAGUGGCUGAAAUUCAGCACUGCAAGGAAAAAAAAGACUGGGUCAAGCUGGGAGCUUUGUUUGUCAAUGCAAGAACUGGCUGUGAACAUUCUGAUGAUCUUCAGAAAUUGUCGUUAUGUAUUGCUGAAAUACUAACCAAAGACUCUGAGACAGACCGACUAGAAGUUCCUUUUUGUGACUUUGCUGAUGCAGUAGCAAAAAAUUCACAACAUAAUGAAGCAGACAGAAUUUUCACUGGAAGGAUUGGGAUAAGUGUAAUGUAUUCUUAUCACAAAGUACUCCAGUGGAUAAAGGGAAGGAAGGUUUUGGAUAAGUUGCAUGAGCUACAGAUACAUUUUACAGUCUUGAAAGGACUCAUAGGUGCAGAGAAGUUAGCUUCAAGAUGCCAAAUUGUUAAUAAAGCUGCAGAAAUUUAUCUUAAAACAGGAAGUUUGAAUGGAGCAACAUGGGUAUUGAGAGAAUCGGAGUGGGUCACAAAUACACCAUUGUGGCCCUGUGAUAAAAUGGACAUCCUCAGUCGACAUAAUCUGUUAUGUACACUAGUGCACAAAUACUUGAGGAAGAGUUUAUACAGGCAGGCAUUGGAAGUUCUACAGAACUUACCAGGUUUUCAAAAUCAUUCUGAUACUGUAGAUGCUUCUCAGUACAGCUGCCUUUUUAACAAGCUUAUAAGUGCCUGUUUUGAGAGCAAGAACCUUGGGGUCUCAUCUUCUGCAGUAGACUUCAUGCUUUCAAAAAACAUAGCUAUUGAUUUUUUUUUACUUAGACAAUUAAUUACAGCUUUGGGAAGAAGUUCUUUGUGGUCUAAAGCUAGGACCUAUUACAAAAGUGCUUUAUCACUGGGUUGCUACCCACCACCACUGCAGGGACAUCUGUAUCACAAACUUCUAACGAUUCCGUCUUACUUAUCAGAGGUGGAGAUGCUGUUGGCCAUUGAAAUAUUUCUUGUUUCAAAUGCCAGUGAUAUUCAAAGUCCAGUGGCUACUAGUCAGACUCUUCAAAUAAUACUGAAAAGAUGCGCACAUCAGGCAGUUCAGAAUAGCAGUGACUACCAGGCAGCAGUGGAGAGACUGAUCCAGGCUGCUCGUGUGUCUGAUCCAAAGCUUUUUCUUAAGCAUAUGACAAUGAAUGUUAAUAUGGAAGAAGUUUACAGCUUGGAGCUUACAUCUGCUCUAAAGUGGCUUCAGGAGAAUCUGAAAUGGGCUGGGAAGGUCUGGCUGUUUCAGUAAUUAUUAAAUAGUCAAGACUUUUGGGGUUUAAUGGUUAAAUCAAUCAUUGUUGAAAAUAACACAAAUUAAUAAAGGCAGUUUCCCCUGUGUUCA